UUUCCCUUGCAGGCAGGUAGUCGGCUGCCGGCCGUAGCGGGAUUUCGGGGCUCCCCGAAGCCUGCUGCGAGAGUCCAAGUUCAGCAGUGGCUGGGCUCAGCACUACCUACAGCUUUUGCAUGUCUACAUUUGGCUGAGUGUAAAGAGGACAAAGUAGAAGAAAGACCUCCUUCCGCUAGCAACCAGUGUCUCCCAGAAGCCAGAACUUUCCAACCUUCCAGUAUGGUCUCCAAAAUCUCCUCCCCUACUCUGCUGGAGGCUCUGAGCAGCGAUUUCCUCGCCUGUAAAAUCUGCCUGGAGCAGUUACACAAGCCCAAGACACUGCCGUGCCUACAUACCUAUUGCCAGGACUGUCUGGCGCAACUGGACCUCGGUGGCCAGGUCCGCUGCCCGGAGUGUCGAGAGAUUGUGCCCAUACCUCCCGAGGGUGUGGCCGCCUUCAAGACCAACUUCUUCGUCAAUGGGCUUUUGGACCUGGUCAAGGCCAGGGCUCCUGGAGACAUGCAUUCAGGGAAGCCCACCUGCGCCCUGUGCCCUCUGGUGGGAGGCAAGAGCUCUGGAGGACCCGCCACGGCCCGGUGCCUGGACUGUUCAGAUGAUCUGUGCCAGGCCUGUGCCGACGGGCAUCGCUGCUCCCGACAGACCCAUAAGCACCGAGUAGUGGACUUGGUGGGUUACAGGGCCGGGUGGUAUGACGAAGAGGCUCGCGAGCGCCAGGCAUCCCAGUGUCCCCAGCACCCGGGGGAAACCCUCCUCUUCCUAUGCCAACCGUGUUCUCAGCUGCUUUGCAAGGACUGCCGUCUGGGGGCGCAUCUGGAUCACCCCUGCUUGCCGCUGGCGGAGGCAGUGCGUUCUCGGAAGCCGGGCCUUGAGGAGUUAUUGGCCGGUGUGGACAGCAAUCUGACGGAGCUAGAGGCCACCCGGGUGGCAGAAAAGGAAGCCUUAGCCCAGCUGCGAGAGCAGGCAGCCAGUGUGGGGACGCAGGUGGAGGAGGCGGCUGAGCGAAUCCUCAAGUCCCUGCUGGCCCAGAAGCAGGAAGUGUUGGGACAACUCCGGGCCCAUGUGGAGGCUGCUGAGGAGGCUACCAGGGAGAGGCUGGCCAAGAUCGAGGGCCAGGAGCAAGUGGCCAAGGCGGCUGCUGCCUUUGCCCGUCGAGUGCUCAGCCUGGGUCUGGAGGCCGAGAUCCUUUCGUUGGAGGGAGCCAUCACGCAGCGCCUGCGCCAGCUUCAAGACUGUCCCUGGACCCCCGGGCCUACCCGCUGUCUGCUGCCCAAGCUGGAGCUCCAUCCUGGGCUCCAGGACAAGAACUGCCACCUGCUUCGACUCUCCUUUGAGGAGUCCAAACAAUCCCGGAAGGACAAUGUGAAGGGUGGAGCCAGUACCCAAGGAAGAGAUGAGGCUCCAAGCCAAGGCGAGAGAGCCGAGUCGGGGAAGCAGGGUGAAACCCAGCCCCUAUGUAAGGAUGGAGCCUCGACUCCCAAAGAAGGCAAAGCCCAAAGCUCCCAAGAGGAUGAUGAGGUCCAAAUCGAAAGGGGUAACAGAUCUAACAAGAAGAGGAAGGGCAAAGGGCGGGGCAAGCCCGUUUCUCGGGAGCCCAGCCCCAUCCUGAGGCCAAACCUAGAAGGUUCAAGCCUCCUCCCCCGGCCUGUUUUUUCCUGGAGUUUUCCCACCAGGAUGCCCGGAGACAAACGUUCCCCACGCAUCACCGGGCUCUGUCCCUACGGCCCCCAGGAGAUCUUGGUGGCGGAUGAGCAGAACAGAGUCUUGAAACGCUUCUCUCUCAAUGGCGACUACAAGGGCACAGUGCCGGUUCCCGAGAGCAGCUCCCCAUGCAGCGUGGCUGCCCUGCAGAACGCAGUGGCUUUCUCCGCCAAUGCGAGGCUCUACCUCGUCAGUCCCGAGGGGGAAGUUCAAUGGCGAAGGUCCCUGAGCCUCACCCAGUCCAGCCACGCCGUGGCCGCGAUGCCCUGUGGAGACCGGGUCGCGGUCAGUGUGGCAGGCCACGUGGAGGUAUACAAGAAGGAUGGCAGCCUGGCCACCCGGUUUAUUCCUGGAGGCAAGGCGAGCCGGGGCCAGCGGGCACUGGUGUUCCUGACCACCAGCCCCCAGGGCAAUUUUGUAGGGUCGGAUUGGCAGCAAAACAGCGUGGUUUUCUGUGAUGGGCUAGGCCAGGUGAUAUGGGAAUACAAGGGCCCUGGUUUACAUGGCUGCCAGCCAGGUUCUGUGUCUGUGGAUAAGAAAGGCUACAUAUUUCUGACCCUUCGGGAGGUCAACAAGGUGGUCAUCCUGGACCCCAAGGGGUCACUUCUUGGUGACUUCCUAACAGCCUAUCAUGGCCUGGAAAAGCCCCGGGUAACCACCAUGGUAGAUGGCAAAUAUCUGGUGGUGUCCCUCAGUAACGGGACUAUCCAUGUGUUUAGGGUCAGGUUUCCCGACAGUUAA
This is a messenger RNA of Onychomys torridus (southern grasshopper mouse), 2442 nucleotides long. It is a transcript of the gene Trim56, whose product is annotated as tripartite motif containing 56. Lineage: Eukaryota; Metazoa; Chordata; Mammalia; Rodentia; Cricetidae. Gene Ontology annotation, cellular component: chromatin; nucleoplasm. The record is from RefSeq and is a predicted model, not a curated record. Gene Ontology annotation, molecular function: zinc ion binding; ubiquitin-protein transferase activity. The transcript is spliced from 3 exons. The coding region runs from base 223 to 2442 and encodes 739 amino acids. Gene Ontology annotation, biological process: positive regulation of DNA-templated transcription; innate immune response.